AUGUGUACUUCUUAUCAAUGGUUCCAGGUUGAUGACGCUGCAGAUUUCGGCAUCCAAUUCGAUGCCGCGGGCAUCUACCUCGUCGGCACACCGACCGAUCAAUUCCACGUAUCCUUCGAAGAACUAAUGAGGCAUAAUCGGACUCCUCGAGUAUGGGCUCACAUGGAAAGUGAUACACGCAGUGCUAAGCCGAAUUCGACAUCGAGUUUGGCAGAAUUCGAGAACGUCACUCGAUACGCCUCCCCCGCUGUGGAUCGACAAUUCUGGUCCGGCGUUGUAUGA
Penicillium cataractarum is the source of this 282-nucleotide messenger RNA. RefSeq lists its product as uncharacterized. Lineage: Eukaryota; Fungi; Ascomycota; Eurotiomycetes; Eurotiales; Aspergillaceae. The transcript has 3 exons. The coding region runs from base 1 to 282 and encodes 93 amino acids. The record is from RefSeq and is a predicted model, not a curated record.